Messenger RNA from Leptopilina boulardi, 821 nucleotides. RefSeq lists its product as uncharacterized. The transcript is spliced from 4 exons. Lineage: Eukaryota; Metazoa; Arthropoda; Insecta; Hymenoptera; Figitidae. Bases 114 to 779 code for a protein of 221 amino acids. The record is from RefSeq and is a predicted model, not a curated record.
UUAUAUGGUGUUAACUUCACACAGUUAGGAGAGUGACACUGACAGUUCAGACAGGUCAAAUAAUUUAAUAUAAAAAAAUAUAUAAAUAAAUAAUAAUAAACUUAUGCAAAUAAAUGGCUGAAGCAGCUGCAAAAAGAGAGGCCAGAAGGCGAAAAAUUUUAGAAAAUUCUCAAAAUCGUUUAGAAAAAAUUACAGGACGUGUUUGCGACAGUCCUAUUCAAGAAAGAAAUGGCUUAUCAGAAAAUAGAAAAGGAUUAUUCGAUUUUCUCGCUGAAGGAACUUCAUCAGAAAAUGACAAUGAUUUAGAUAGUCGUUUAUAUCCUCGUGUACAAGGAGAUUUUGGACCUCGUGAUAAUUCACGUAAAUCUCCGCCUUUAUCGGAAAAUUCAUUGAUUUAUAAAUUACUAUUUGGUAAAUUAUCAUAUCCACUUCUUGCAUUAAUUGUAAAUAUUAUGUUCUUACUAAAGUGGGAUAAUUUUUUUGGCAAGACUGUUUAUGCGCCAUAUUUUGCAUUAAUUGUUGUUCAUAUUAUUUAUCAUCAAAAAUGGUCAAAACUACAGGGAUCAAACAUGUUAGUUGCUGUUUUAUUACUAUGUAAUAUGAAUCCAAAAGUAAUUAAUAGAUUAAUUAAAAUUAUAACAAUAUGCAAAUUAAUAUUUCAAGGACUAAGUUUAUAUCUAUUUAGUUAUUCAAUGAUGCGUUGGAUUAUUUCAUUUAUUUGGAAUGAAUUUGAUAUUAUUUCAUUUGAAAAUUCAACAAUUCCUGAUGUUAUAAAUUAAAUCAUGGUUCUUUUGGGGAAAUAAAUUUUUUAUAAAUGAAAA